CCCUACUUCCGGUUAACAGUUACAAUGUGAACAUGAACGCUGUGUAGCAAAAGGCUACAAUUAUGAAAGAUUAUCGUUAUUAAUGAAUGUGUAAAAGUGGAAGAAUAAUGUCUUGAACUAUACUCACAACCUAUGCAACUAACAACUAAAACAACCAUGGAAAUGAUAACUAAAAAUAAGUAUUCCCAAAGAAAUAAGUAUUGCAUUAAAUUUUUCACCUGAGAAGACAGCAUGGCCGAUAUAAAUUUACUGGAAGAUGUGGAAAGUUAUCGACGGGAAGAUACUGGUAGAAGUGAAAGUAUUUUGAAAGAUGCUACUGAAGAUGAAAACAAAGACACUUACAGCAACCAGCAAGCAGUUACUAAUCGGGAAUACUUUAAUGAGGUACUUUUUAAGCAUAAAACACUGUUUGAGCCAUCGAAUGGACACGAUACUAAGAUGGUAAACCAGUCAGAUGACAAUGUAUUUUAUUAUGGUAUAAAUGAUGAAUUUGAAACUCUAAUUUCUAAUGAAAAUCCAAACCAAGAACAAUGUUCUUCAGAAAUUUGUGAUGCUACAUUUAUUGAAUCGCACGACGAUGAUCAGGAAAACGUCACAUACAAAAAAUCCCAAAUGGGAACACGCAAAACGCGGGAUUUAACUCCAUUUAUGCAAAGAAACCCAUCACACAUGACUGUUGCUGAUUGGACACAUGACAAUCCACCAAAAAAAGAUUCAAUAAGUGAUGAGGUAGAUACGUCAGCUAGACAAAAUUCAAAGACGAAACUGAUAUAUGAUUCCAGUAUUGCUGAUAUAACAGAAAAUGACCUUGGGAUAGGACAAUAUCCAUUGAACAUACAUUUUGAACCUUCUUCAGAAUCAAAAGUUACUGUAGUCGAAAUCAAUCAUCUAACUGAAACAAACAACACUGAGAGAGAUUCAAAUGGAUUCGCUGUUUUCGACAAAGAUACGGAAUCGAACGAUUUUCAUACAUCUUUUCAAUCGAUAACACCUGUUGACAAUGGGGCUGGUAGUAGUUGUAUGGGUUGUAUUACACCAGUUAAAGUUACAACUAGGACGAAAAUCCACAAAGGCGAUCAUAUAAUUUUAUCAAGGACAUUGUAUUAUCAUCACGCAAUUGUCGUAGAAGUAUUUAAACCAGAUAAAGAAAACAGUGAUAAGAUUUGUUUGAAAUUAAUUCAUCAGACAAACAGUGCUACGGGUGCUGUUAGGGAUAAACUUCGUCGUCGGGGAACGCUUGCAAAAUUAAAAUGUAAAACUGAGACUGUAGAUUUAAAAAAGGUAAUGAUUUGUAAAUAUUGGGGAAGUAUACAGCCUGGAAAGCCGGAAAAAGUAGUUGAGAGAGCAUCUGGAGCUUUAAAUGGAGACCAGCACGAAUUUCGGUACGACGUUAUUGAUAAUAAUUGCGAACAUUUUGCUUCUUGGUGCGUAACUGGAAGAAAGCUCAGUAUUCAAAUAAGAAAGGUGCGAAUUGUUCUCCAUAUAUUUGUACGAAAAGGAUUGCGUGGUUUAGGUGACGAACAAUUGAGAAACAAAGUCCAAAAGGAUCAUGGUUUGCUUUGCGAAACGUGCUUUGAGAGAAACAAGAAAAUGCUUGGUGUAACAAGAAGGAAAGUUCAACAUGCAGACCACAUACAAAAGGGGGACAUAAUUUUGUAUAAAUAUUACAAACUUCAACACUGUGCAGUGAUUAUGGACGUCGUCAGCAUUAAACAAAAAUAUAUUGUGUGCAAGAUAGCUCAUUACGCAUUUAGGGGACCAUUCACAGAAAAAAAAAUACAAAGUGAUAUUUUAAAAGUCUAUUUCAAAGGAUCAGUAUCAGUAUUUGAUUACUCAAAUAGUGAGUUUAAAACUUACAAUCCGGAUGAAGUAGUUUCUCGAGCCGAGCAACGGAUAGGAGAGGAAAUGUUUUCUUAUUUUUCUAAUGACUCAAGCCAUUUCGCACGCUGGUGCAAACUGAAAUUGUUAACAAAAGAAAAAUAAAACUUACCUUUUGAGAUUAAAACAUGUCAAUACUUAAUGUAUCUGAGGUAAGUGCCUAUUACCGGAAGUAGCUAAAAAAGGAGUUAUAUUACAAUGUGUGUAGAUCUUACCGAUUAAUUCAUGUAUAAACCUUUUACAUUGGGAAACUUGUUCAGAUGUAUAUAUACAUAGCUCGACUUAAACAUCAGGAAGGUAGUACGAAAUUUUAUAAACAUUGAUAUGGGAAACAUGUACAGACGUAUAUUCACAUAGCUCGACUUAAACACCAGGAAGGUAGUACGAACUGUUACAUGUGUUAUAUACCUUGCCAUUGGAAACUAGCUCGACUUAAACAUCAGGAAGGUAGUACGAACUGUUAUAAACUUUGAUAUGGGAAACAUGUACAGAAGUAUAUUCACAUAGCUCGACUUAAACACCAGGAAGGUAGUACGAACUGUUAUAUACCUUGCCAUUGGAAACAUGUACAGAAAUAUAUCCACAUAACUCGACUUAAACAUCAGGAAGGUAGUACGAACUGUUAUAAACCUUGAUAUGGAAAACAUGUACAGAAAUAUAUCCUCAUAGCUCGACUUAAACACCAGGAAGGUAGUACGAACUGUUAUAUACCUUGCCAUUGGAAACAUGUACAGAAAUAUAUCCACAUAACUCGACUUAAACAUCAGGAAGGUAGUAGGAACUGUUAUAAACCUUGAUAUGGAAAACAUGUACAGUAAUAUAUCCACAUAGCUCGACUUUAACAUCAAGUAGGUUGUACAAACUGUUAUAAACAUUGCCAUUGGGAACAUGUACAGAAAUAUAUCCAAUUAGCUCGACUUUAACAUCAAGUAGGUUGUACAAACUGUUAUAAACAUUGCCAUUGGGAACAUGUACAGAAAUAUAUCCACAUAGCUUGACUUAAAUAUCAAGUAGGUAGUACGAACUAUUUUCAACACAAUCCGAACUUUCAACAUCUUGAAAUGAGAGAUAUACUAGUAUAAGAAAACCAGUCGGUAUGCCAUGCUCCAACUGGUCGAGUUCAACUGAUACAUGCUUCCGGGAAAUUGCAGCAAUAAUAGUUUAUACUGUUUAAUUAAUGAAUUCAUUUUGUGCACUCUGUUGAAAUUUUGCAUGGCAGACUCUCGAACGAUCUAUCUAUUAGAUACAUAGAUGAAUUACGUCUGUCGUUCAAUUAUUCGUGUAAAUUUUGUCAGAUUUUGCAAAGAGAUGAAUAAUGUAACACUUUCUUAUUAUAGCGUAUACACUCACUAAAAGUUUGAAAAAACACCUAUAAAAACAAGGAAUUUAGAUAGCAAGACUUUUGUGAAGGGUCUAUUGCUAAGUAUGUCAUAGACAUUUUCUUAAUAAAAUCUGUAAACACCGUUAACUAAAAUAAAUCUAGUGAAUAGGCGAUCAGUCUUUACGACACUUAUUAUGGCGUCAAGUGUUGAGGUUUUAGUUUGUAUAUUGAACAUAUUGGGUGCAUUAUUGACUUUUGUCGCAGAAAGCUCUACAUAGGGAUAGUGAUCCGGCGGCGGCGGCGGUGUUAGCUCACUUCUUAAAAGCUUAUUAUUUUAGAAGGUGGGAGACCUGGAUGUUUCAUACUUUGUAUAUGGAUGCCUCAUGUUACGAAGUUUCCGUCAGUCACAGGUCCAAUGUCCUUGACCUCAUUUUCAUGGUUCAGUGACUACUUGAAAAAAAAGUUAAAAUUUUUUGUAAUGUUAAGUUCUCUCUUAUUAUAAGUAAUAGGUUAACUAUAUUUGGUAUGUGCGUACCUUUCAAGGUCCUCUUGCCCGUCAGACAGUUUCACUUGACCUCGACCUAAUUUUAUGGAUCAGUGAACAAGGUUAAGUUUUGGUGGUCAAGUCCAUAUCUGAGAUACUAUAAACAAUAGGUCUAGUAUAUUCGGUGUAUGGAAGCACUGCAAGGUGUACAUG
Mytilus trossulus (common blue mussel) is the source of this 3896-nucleotide messenger RNA. RefSeq lists its product as uncharacterized. Bases 232 to 1983 code for a protein of 583 amino acids. Lineage: Eukaryota; Metazoa; Mollusca; Bivalvia; Mytilida; Mytilidae. The transcript is spliced from 2 exons. The record is from RefSeq and is a predicted model, not a curated record.